Molecule: messenger RNA, 3330 nt
Organism: Sphaeramia orbicularis (orbiculate cardinalfish)
Lineage: Eukaryota; Metazoa; Chordata; Actinopteri; Kurtiformes; Apogonidae
Product: leucine-rich repeat and fibronectin type-III domain-containing protein 2-like
Exons: 6
Coding region: 624-3005 (793 amino acids)
Cellular component (GO): postsynaptic density membrane; cell surface
Molecular function (GO): protein binding
Source: RefSeq, a predicted model, not a curated record
ACAACAGCCGCUCAGUCCGGACCAACACACACCGUCACCGCGUGUGGGCAGGAUUUUACCGGGAUCUACGGGUUUGCACCGGGUUUCUGACCAUCUGGAUAUUUACGGUCUGACUCCGGUAAAGUUCAGACACGUCUCACCGCUUCUCAAACUCAAACGGCAGCUGAUUCGGACGCGGUGGAUUAUCGGUGGAUGCUCCGUGGAUGCUCGCCGGUGUACGUGUCCGCACCGGGGCUGUCAUCGGCGGAGCGGCGCCUUCUGACGCGCAAAAGCGAAACGAGAUCCAGGCGUCUCCGUGAGUGCGACGACGAAGAGGGAAAUGGAACCGACCGAUUGGAUUUAAUGUGGGAGUGAUACCGGCUGGAGUACCGGACGGACAGACCGACGGAAACACGGACGGAAGCAGCGACAGAAACAGACAGACACACCGACUGAAACACCGACUACACCAGGAAUGGCCCUGGACGUCCGUCAACAGUCGGCUGUGUUCGUCAUAUCAGCUGAUACCAGCGCCUCUGUUUCUGUUCCUGUCUGCGUGGGAGUGGGAGAAGUGGAGGCUGUGAUCAGUCAACCUGUGGCACAGAGACAGCACCCAACAGGUUCCUCCUACGUAUGACUCCAACAUGGACCACAUCAUCUACUGCCUGCUGGUCCUGGGAGCCACAGUGACCAUCACUCACGCGUGCCCCAAGUACUGCUCAUGCCAGAAUCUGUCCGAGUCCCUUGGGACACUGUGUCCCUCCAAAGGCCUUCUUUUUGUGCCUCCAGACAUCGACCGCAGCACAGUGGAGCUCCGGCUGGGAGGCAACUUCAUCCUACGGGUGACACAGCAGGACUUUGCCAAUAUGACAGACCUGGUAGAUCUGACCCUCUCCAGGAACACAAUCAGCUACAUCCAGCCUUUCUCUUUUGGAGACCUGGAAACCCUGCGCUCACUUCACCUGGACAAUAACCGCUUAACGGAGCUCGGCCCUGAUGACUUGCGAGGCUUGAUUAACCUACAGCACCUCAUUGUCAAUAACAACCAACUGGGGCGCAUCCAUGACAAAGCUUUUGAGGAUCUAGCUCCUGCCUUGGAGGAUCUGGACCUAUCCUACAACAACUUGAUGUCUUUACCCUGGGACACGGUCCGUCAGAUGAUUAACCUGCACCAACUCAGUCUGGACCACAAUCUGUUGGAUUACAUCCCAGAGGGCACCUUUACUGACCUUGAGAGACUGGCAAGAUUGGAUCUGACUUCAAAUCGACUGCAAAAGCUACCCCCAGAUCCUAUCUUUGCUCGAGCCCAGGACUCAAUGAUUUUGACCACACCGUAUGCUCCACAGCUGUCCCUGAGCCUUGGUGGGAACCCCUUGCACUGCAACUGUGAGAUGCUAUGGCUACGGAGGCUAGAGAGGGACGACGAUCUAGAAACUUGUGCUUCACCUCCUGCCCUGAAGGGACGUUACUUUUGGAAUGUAAAGGAGGAGGAGUUUGCAUGUCAGCCACCCCUCAUUACCCAGCAUACUCACAGGAUGUUGGUCUUAGAGGGACAAACAGCUAGCCUAAGGUGUGAAGCUACUGGGGACCCGUCACCUACCAUUCACUGGAUUGCUCCUGAUGACCGGCUUCUUGGCAACUCCUCCCGAACUUCAGUGUACAGAAAUGGAACCCUAAGCAUCACCAUCACCACCUCCAAAGACUAUGGAACCUUUACUUGCAUCGCAGCAAAUGUGGCUGGGGAGUCUACGGCCUCAGUGGAGGUAUCAAUUGUCCAGCUCCCUCAUAUCAGCAAUGGCACCGGGCAGCCGGCGCAGCCCAAAUCCCGUCUCUCUGACAUCACAGGCACCACAAGGAUCAGCAAAGGGGCUCCAAAGAACCCCCCAGAGAAGGCAGUGAGUGUGUCUGAGGUGACGGCAGUGUCCGCACUGGUCAAGUGGUCAGUAAGCAAGUCAGCGCCCAAAGUGAAGAUGUAUCAACUCCAGUACAACUGCUCUGACGAUGAGGUGCUGAUCUACAGGAUGAUCCCUUCUUCCACCAAAUCGUUCCUAGUGACGAACCUGGUUUCUGGAACCCGUUAUGACCUGUGUGUUCUGGCCGCCUGGGACGACACCGCCACAACGCUAACUGCUACCAACGUGGUGGGCUGCGCCGGCUUCUUCACCCAGGACCACUACCCUCAGUGCCGGUCGUUGCCUGGCCAACUGCUGGGAGGGACCAUGAUCCUGGUGGUGGGGGGGGUCAUCGUUGCCACCCUGCUGGUCUUCAUCGUCAUCCUCAUGGUGCGCUACAAAGCUACGGACACCGAGCCCCCCAUGGGGAAGCUGAGCGUCAGUGACACCCACUGUCAGACCAACGGGGGGCGGCUGGUUCAGAACGGACUCCUCCUUCCACAGUCCCAGGUCCAGUCCCAGGUCCAGGCCCAGGUCCAGUCCCAGCUCCAGGCCAAAGUCCUGAUGCAGGAGGAGGCGGUGGAGUUUAAGUGCGGCUCCCUCCAGAGCAGCCUCACCUCCUCCUCCUCCUCUUCGGGCUCCACGGCCACAGGCUCCUUCAGUCCCAACACCACCCUGGCCAGUAUCUGGAGGUCCGCUGCCCCUAAGCCCCGGACCAACCUGGACCACCUGCUGGGGGCCUUCACGUCCCUGGAGCUGCGAGGGGGCCCGGGCCGUGACCCGGGUGUCUGCGCUAGCUCCACGAUGCCGAGUGCAGCCAAAGCUCAGACGGACCGGGAGCCGCUGCUGGGCCGGACUCUGGAGUCCAGCCUAAGCCGGAUCCUCAUGCUCCCUUUGGACCCCAGACCCAAACGGAGCCAGUCCUUCGACAUGGGAGACGUAACCAGUGCCAGCGCCACCCAGCUGUGCACCAAACCACGAAGAAUCAGCAGCAUCUGGACUAAGAGGAGCCUGUCCGUUAACGGAACACUACUGCAGUGUGAUGAGGAGGGGGGGGACACUGAGGGGGGGGGCAGCGGAGGAAGCAAGGGGACGAUAGACAGUACGGACUGGGUGAUGGAGAGCACAGUGUAGGACUGAGGAGGGACCCACACGGACAGGCUACAGCCAUGCCAACACAGACCCCCUGGUCUAAGACAGACCCCCUGGUCUAAGACAGACCCCUGGUCUAAGACAGACCCCCUGGUCUCAGAGCCUUAGUCCAGUCCACCUCCAGUUGACGGGGUUUCAGCCAAAUCUGAACGUUGGUAUGAACCUGUGGAUUCUUUUGCCUCAUCCUUUGAACAGAAACUGACUGACGAUGUGUUGUUGAGCACUGAGUGGAACUCCUGUGUAUCUCAGAUAUAUGUGGUCAGAAUGGACCAAAAAAAUGUCUAUUAAAAUGUGUAAUGAAAUUUUA